AUGCCUCCGCGGCCCAUUCGCGUGGGGCCAACGCGCGCCGUUGGCCGCGAAACGACGCACGCGACGCAGCGGCACGCGCGCAGUGGGCCGCAACCUCCGCACUGGCGGGCGAACCGCCGCCUUCGCGACUUCCGUGCAUCAGGGGCACCUGCUCGAAAACGCCUCCACACUCUGGCACGGAACUGUCAAAGUUAUGCGGACGUACGUACUUCAGUAACCAUAGAGAAAGGCCAGUCUGACGUGAAAGAGAAAUUGUGA
This is a messenger RNA of Gryllus bimaculatus (two-spotted cricket), 258 nucleotides long. Lineage: Eukaryota; Metazoa; Arthropoda; Insecta; Orthoptera; Gryllidae. The record is from the annotation of a GenBank genome assembly.